CCGUGUAACGUCGACUUCUUGGAGCACGAGAAAUGGCUACUUUGCAUGCUCUCUGAGGUCGACGCUCUCCCGGCGUACAACAUCGACAUCCUCGAUGCUCGGAGCUCAGAGCUCCGUCAGCUCGUUUGCAACGAGCUGCUACGGCUGCAGAAUCACAAAGAUGUGGAAUGGCGCAGACAGAAAGUGGACGUACAGCGGUGCGAACGCGCUGAAAUGAUAGACUGGCUCGCACGCCUCCUCGCGCGCCCGGGAAUGGAAGACGCCAUGGACGACGCCACCGUCCGAGCUCAGGGACCACCGAAGCUGAUCAUGAAAGAUGUCUGGGACGCCCCUGUCUUCCGCAAGCUGAUGAGAGAUGGAGUCCCCUUCGUCAAUGCACCCCCUCACGAAGGACGCUAUAUCUUCGGUCUCUCUAUCGAUGGAUUCAACCCGUUUCAUUCGAAGGAAGCAAAGCAGAACGUCACCGUCACUGGGAUCUACAUGGUCUGCCUGAACCUCCCUCCCCAUCUGCGCUACUUGCCGGAGAAUGUCUACCUCGUCGGCGUCAUCCCU
Messenger RNA from Trametes versicolor FP-101664 SS1, 552 nucleotides. RefSeq lists its product as uncharacterized. The transcript has 2 exons. The record is from RefSeq and is a predicted model, not a curated record. The annotation marks the transcript as partial. Lineage: Eukaryota; Fungi; Basidiomycota; Agaricomycetes; Polyporales; Polyporaceae.